UUAUAUUUUUCCCCUCCCCUUCCCACUCGCCCGGCUCUGCGGACGUGCUCGCUCCCGCAGCCGGCCGGACCGCUCCGCGCCCGCGGAGGGGGGCCCCGCGCCCCGCCGAGCCUCAGGGCCCCUGCGGAUGGGCGAAGCUCUCCUCCGGCCGCCCGUCCUCCCGCCGACUCGCCUGCUGGGCGCACCGCCUCUUUGUCCUCCUGCACCUCCAGUUUUUUCUUUAAAUUUUUUUAAAUUUUUUUUUUUUUUUUUUUAAGCAGACCUGAACAUCAGCGGGGGCGGGGAGGGUGGGGAGGGGGGCCGAGCGACGCUGCCAGACCGACCCCUGCCCAUUUCUCCUAAGGAACUCUCAUGGCUUCACAGCUGCAGACAAGUUGCCCUGCAUCUUGGUGGACUAUCGGAGUUUGCAUCCUGGCGGCCGCGCUCCUACCAGGGCUGCAAGCUCAGACUGUCUUAGUCAAUGACACAGUCUCGGGGUUUAUCGGGACAGACGUGGUCCUGCACUGCAGCUUCACCAAUCCGCUCCCCAAUGUGAAGAUCACGCAGGUCACGUGGCAGAAAGCCACCAACGGUUCCAAGCAGAAUGUGGCCAUCUACAACCCUGCCAUGGGGGUCUCCAUCCUCUCUCCCUACAAAGAGCGUGUGACUUUCCGGAAUCCUUCCUUCAAAGAUGGCACCAUUCAGCUCUCUCGGCUAGAGCUGGAGGAUGAGGGAGUUUACAUCUGUGAGUUUGCUACCUUCCCAACUGGCAACCGGGAAAGUCAGCUGAACCUCACUGUGCUGGCCAAGCCCACAAAUCGGAUGGAGGGCACCAAGCGGCCACUUAUUGCUAAGUCUGGCAGGACGGAAAAGAUCUUGGUAGCUACCUGCACCUCCUCUAAUGGGAAGCCCCCCAGCACUGUCACCUGGGACACCAAGCUCAAAGGGGAAGCGGAGUUUCAGGAGAUCCGGAAUAGCAAUGGAACCAUCACAGUGAUCAGCCGGUACCGGCUGGUGCCGAGCCGGGAGGCCCACCGGCAGCAGCUCAUGUGCGUGGUCAAUUACCAGCUGGACCGCUUCACCGACAGCAUGACCCUCAACGUGCAGUAUGAGCCAGAAGUCACUAUUGAGGGCUUUGAUGGCAACUGGUUUCUCAACCGGAAGGAUGUGAAGCUGAUAUGCAAAUCUGAUGCCAACCCCCCAGCUCACACCUAUGAAUGGAAGCUGCCAAACGGGACUCUGCCAGGGAGCGUGGAAAUCCAGAACAACACCAUCUACUUUAAAGGGCCUGUCUCCUACAGUGUGGCUGGCACCUACAUCUGUGAGGCCUCCAACGCCAUCGGUACACGGUCGGGCUUGGUGGAAGUCAAUGUCACAGAAUUUCCCUACACCCCGUCUCCAAUUGAUGAUCGCAAAUCCAUGGUGCAGCCGAACAUCCCCACACCGGUGAUUGGGGGCAUAGUGGGAGGAGUCUCGCUGGUCCUGGUGGUGGCCGUGGUGCUAUUUGUGGUACUCCGGCGCCGGCGUCACACCUUCAAGGGUGACUACAGCACAAAGAAGCACGUGUACGGCAAUGGCUACAGCAAGGCCGGCAUCCCACAGCAUCACCCCCCCAUGGCCCAGAACCUCCAGUAUCCCGACGACUCGGAUGACGAGAAGAAGCCAGGCCCGCUGGGCGGCAGCACCUACGAAGAUGAGGACGAGGAUGCGGGAGGCGAGCGCAAGCUGGGUGGCCCCAACAAAUACGAGGAGGAUGCUAAGCGGCCUUACUUCACGGUAGACGAGGGGGAGGCGCAUCCUGAACCUUACGACGAAAGGACACUCGGCUUCCAGUACGACCCCGAGCAGCUCGACAUAGCGGAGAACAUGGUCUCACAGAACGACGGAUCUUUUAUUUCCAAAAAGGAGUGGUACGUGUAGCUCGGCACCCCAUUGCUACACACACACACACACACAAACACGAACACACGAGUGAUGCCCUCCCACUCCCCCUGCAUCCCUGCCGAGCAGAGCCAAGUGGAGCCGAGCGUGCCGCGGCCGCUCGCACACACACUGCACGCACGCUCCCCCCCGCACACGCUCGCACGCCCCUGGCCAGCCCUGGGCGCUCGGCAGAGACUUUGGACGCUUCCAGCACUGGCAGGAAGGGCGGGCUGGGGCGAGCGGGGAGGGAGGGCAGCUUUGCUUACAGAUCAUUUUUGGGGCGUACGGGAGGUGGGAGGUUGGGUAAUUAUUUUCUUGGUUUUGGUUUUGCUUUUUAAUUUCUCUGGAUGACUUUUGUCCCCUUCUGUGGUGUUUGUAUUGGUCGGUGGCUUAGGUGUUACUAUUUGCUUUAACGACUGUUGCCCAGCCUGUAUAUUACACUCUGUUUAGUGUCUUCAUGUCUCAGAGUGCCCUUCUCCCCCGAGGUUCCUCCUCCCAUUUCCGCACCCCUGAAACACUGGAAUUUGUUUGUAUGUUGUCUUCUUUGUUUUAUUUUUAACUUUGGGAGGGGGUCAAGCGAGCUGUCCUAGGACGGUGGCCAGGAAAGCUUAUGGCAGUGGAAACAUAGGUGCCAUUAUCAGGUGAACUGAUUUUUUUUUCCUAAAUCGCUUUCUUUUCAGUGGGGUCAGCAUAGCGUUCCCAUUGCCCACUGCACGCCCAGGGAGAUCCACUCCCAGUUUUUAAUGACUCAGUAAAAGGAAAAUGAGGAGAGAGGGGGGACAAAAAGCCCUAGAACAAACCCCAGGUGCAUGGGCUGAUAGCAGGGCAGGGAAACAGAGCUGCCAUUUUCCUCCUACAAUUUAUUAUUUCCUGGCUUUUCAUUUUCUGUCUUUGUUUGAGUGUUCUUUUAAAAGAAAGAAAAGGAGUAUUUAUUGCUGACAUUUUUUCCCUUGUGAUGGCUGAGAAAUGCUGGCUCUUUUUGUUCUUGUAGCUGUUGUUGUUGCUAGUACGAGCCACAGAGCAGUUAACUCUGGCACAACGGUUGUGCGCAGUGUAUCGUGCACACACCUUGCUGCCAUUGCCUGGGGAAGGGGACCAACCAAUACUGCUUUGCUUCUCCCACAAACUCACUGCCUUCAGCUCUGGUCUGCAGAGCCUGGCAGGGCAGAUCUCCCAUCCAGUGUCUUUGAGGGCUGCAGUACAAGAUUAGGCCCCUAAGUUUUAUUAUACCACUAAAACGUAAUUGUCAUGUGUUUACACUUUUUUUGGGGGGGUCAAAGCAUGGGGGCACUUCUUUCUGACUAUCCUAGCAACAGCCCCAGCACUUAGCUAUACUGCUUAGUCUGUAUUGAUUGUCACUUUUCCAAUCUCACAUUCCUCUUCUAAGCAAAGGUUUGGUAGACAGGGCAGGAGUGAGUGAGCCUGGGGUAUUGAUCUCGUCCUCCUUCCCUUGAGCCACUGCGUUGUGGUGGGGAGGCUUGGAUUGCUGCUAUCUCUGCUCUGUGGAUGAAUGGGAUUCCAGACUUUCAGGGCCUUCUGUCUGACACUGACCAUAUCCAAAUUAGAUUUACUGGGUUGGGGCUUAUUUUUCUUCUUGUGGGUUGUUUUUUGGUUUUGUUUUUGUUUUUUAAUUUGAUGUAUAAAUAAAUCUUUUGUUUGAAAAGAAAUCCCCAGUUUUCUGAGCUGUAUUAUCAUGCACAUCUAAAAAUAGCAGGACUAAUUCUCCUCUUGCCUUACCCGCUGGGUUUUGUUCCAUAGCAUCCAGCAGUUAUCCUGCUACAAAAGGGAAGGUGGAGAGUCAGACCCACGCAGAUGAGUCAAGGUCAGAUCUCUGAUCCAGGCAGCCUCCAGUGCUUUCGUUUAGCGUGUGGUGCUUGGUCCAGGCAAUGUGAAGCUCAGCCUGAGCCAUCCACAGUUUGUAGCUUGCUCUUACUGGGUUAGUGGUGUUGGGGAGUGGGAAAUGCGAUUGUUACGCUGUAAUCUUCCUGCUGUUCCUGCCAGCCCUCCCUGCUUCCUGGCUUCUGGCAGAACAGCCAUAUGCCACAGGAAGGCUGCUUUAUGUCCACUCGAAACAGGGCAGACACCGAUUCCCUCGGGAUCUCUCGGCCUGAACCUUAAAAUAACACAGCUAAGCUUUCCUGUGUCCGUCCACUGCCACCAGGAGCACCCGGCUACCAAGCAACCCCCCAGUAAAGAAAAUGAAAUCUCUAACAUCUCUUUAUAUCUCUGAUUACUAGUAGGUGCUGAUUAUUAAGGAUUUUGUAAACCUGCAGAGGGAAUGACUUCCCUCCAGUGCCUUGGGAUAACAGCAUAGGCAGGGCUUUAAUUCCCCAAAGUCUGAACCCUGUAAUCUGGAUCAGGACACAGCAGCAUUGCUGAGCACUGUACCUUAGCCACAGCUUGCUUUAAUGUAACAUGGGAUAUGCUGCACAUCCUGCAUAGUUUGUGGUUCAGAGAUAAAGCUCAACAAAGUCCAUCUCUCAAGUGAAUAACCCUUUAGAUCUGAAUUUCACAACUAGGCUCUAAAGAGGGUUGUGACAACGUCUCCAACACCAAACUCUGGGUGGUCCGCGAUCAAGCGCAGAGUGGAAAUCGGUGGCACAGACCCUCCUCUGCAAAUUUCCCCCAGCACAGAUAUAUGCUGCGAGGAGAUGGAUUUGGAAGAAAAUAACCUUUUAUAAAAUCUGCAGGGUCCAGCAGCGAUUCUUUCAUGUUCUGCAUCAGUCACAGGCAGGGGCCACUGAUCUGAUGCGGCAAAUUCACAUUGCACUGAUUCCACAGCACUGCGUCGCCCUAGCCCACAGUGAAGUUGUGUCCCAAAGACCAAGGGUACAAAGCCUUGCAGAUGGGGCAGAUAGGCCUGGGGAAGAAUGGAACAGUGCGAGUGUUCCUGAGUUAAGGUAUGGCUUGCAGGAGAUAUGAACAAGGAAACCUAAGAAAUGUGCUUUGGUACUUAUUAGCCUUGUGCUUAGAGGUGUCAUUUUUUGAGAUGUAGCCACCUUGGCUUAUUCAUUGCCCAUUCACACUGUGUCCAUGUAGUUGGCUGAAUCAGGGCUCAAAAAAACCCAGUGGGACUCAGAAAGAAAAGGAGGCAGCAGAACAAUGUGCUAUUUCCAAGCCAGAGCCUAUAUACCCUUCCCUUUCUGCUACAUCACACUUUCUGCUCCCCAGUACUGCACUAGCUCAAGUCUAGGAAAGAGCUCAGCCACUUAGCUCAUCAAUGUGGUUCAGAAGAGGGGUCAAAUGGUUAUUUUUCCUCCAGAACCUUGGCAAGUCUGGAGUGGAAGAUCCUUAGACAGUAUUGGCUGGCACAGCAGUGAGAUACCCUGCAAGUUCAAGGUUCAGUAGUGCAUUCCUGUCAUUCUUGGCCCCUUCAGCAUUACUCCAUUGAUGCAAUAAUCCCCACAGCCAUAGAGAAAUGACACCUCUGUGCAGUGAUUCACUUCUUGCUGUCCCUUGCAAGGUCAGCUAAUUGGCCAAGAGACUCUUGGGGUGGUAAUUAGCCAAGUGAUUAGCCAUUAAUCCAUAGCAAGGUAGAAGAAAAGAGAAGUGGUGGUGGUGGUGGUGGGUAAAUCAGAUUGAUGUUUCAUCUGAGAGCCAUUUUGAUCCAGUAAUAGCAUCAUUCCCUUCUGUGGGUUCAAUUGCUCUGAGGGGACCCUUGAAGGUAAUUAGAUCAGGUUUUCCACCGGCAUCAGGAAGAAAGUGAUACCUGUUGCUACCCGAAUGCGAGGGUGAGCUCAGUAGAGAUGCCAAAUUGAAGACCAUGUGCAUCCUGCUUCCUGGGAGGUGCUGCAGGGGAAUGAAGGUCCCCCUCUGGUCAUUGGGGAGCACAUCCCCAUCCUCUCUCAGUUCCCAGCCCCUGCUGUGGGCAUGGCAUUGGUCCCUCAGGUGCUGGGGAGCUGCUGCUCUCCAGGAAAUGCCCUGUUUUACGCUGGACCUGAACUGGUGUGUCGUGUUAGUUAUGCCCGAGUUGGCUUUCUGCCUGGGGAGCGCCAUCACACUGCCUGGGGACUGGGUGCCAGCAAAGUGCCUCAGAGGCAUGGCUGGUUGCCGUACCUCUAUUUGAAGGGAUCAUUGUCCAGAUCCCUUUGCUGGGUUCUUGCCAGCGAAGAGACAUAUCAGCGUGGUGCUUUUCCCUUCCCAAACCCUGAUCCUGGAUGGCAACUUGAGGCAAAACUUGUACCUCAAGAUUAAGGUGGAUGGAUGGGAAAGCUGAACAGAUAGAUGAGAAGGAGGUCAAUCUGAGCCCUGUGGUACAUCAGACUGGGUCUCACCACCAUCACAGCAAAGAAAAUGCAGGUGAAUUUGGGCCAAGCCCCCAACUCCUUCCAUGUGUGUAUUCAGGGAGUGGUACUGAAGCAGACACAUCUGUGUCACAACACAAAACGAGCCUGUAGUUUAUGUACAAAGACACCCCAGCUGUUUUCCUGCUGGGGCUUAUCGCUAGGGUUAUUCAUUGCAAUUCACCCUAGUGAUGUUAUUUUCCUUUAUUUAAUUACCAGAGUUUUUUUUCCCCUGUUGUUAAAUCAUUUUCAUUCAGCCAGGGGGAAAAAAAUUAAAAAAAUCCUGAAGAUUUCUUAGUAAAAAAAAAAAAAUCAAACAAACUGAAAUGGUAGCACCAAAUUGAUUGCAAAGACAUAAGGGACAAAGGGAGCCAUUUUCCUGAUGUUGAGUCAAAAAAGAAACACAACUGUUCAGCAGAAAUCACUGAGGGUUAGAGAGAGAGAGAGAGAUUCAAAAGAUUGAUCUUCAAGCAAUUAGAGAAGGGAAUGCAAUUAGAAUGGGGCCUGCUGCUCUCCUUUGCUGUUUUUCUUUCCCACACACAAGCACACACACACACACAGAUUUUUGAGUUUCAGGCACCAGUCGUUAUGCUCAAUGAGCAAGGGGAAGACCCCAUUGCCAUGUGUCACACCUGCAGGCUGCACAAAGCUCAGAGCUUUCGUAUCAUGGAAAUUGGGGUUGGGGGUCCCAGGCCCAUUUUGGUCUAAGAGGAAUAGCAGUGGGGCAGGUUGGAGCCCUUUCCCAGCAGGUUAAAAUUCACUGUAAGGUUCCCAUGCUCACAACCACUCCUGCCGUAGCACUGAAGUUUUCGGGUCUGUGUUAGCUCUGCUGGGAUGUGGGCAGUGGUCCCUGGUGGGGAGCAGAGAUGCUGCCAGCAUCCUGUGCACUGAUGCCGCUUCUUUGUUCUGUGGGGCUUACAAUAGCACUUUGCCCUCCUCUCGCCUGCAGUUUCAACCCCUCUUCCCCUCCCCUUCGUACUUGAUGCAAUUUGCUGCCAAUUUGAGCAACUUCUUGAGGGAGGCAGGGGAAGCCUUGGGGCAGGGGAGGGUGUGAGGAGCAGGGGGUGCUGCCUUCUGCAGCGGGGUGAAGGGGAGGAUUCAGUCCACCAGCAAAGGAAGCAAACCCAAGCCUUAGAGAGGGGGUGAGUUUGUACUUCAGACCGGUGUGAUUUUCCAUAUGUUAUUUACCUGGGGGUGAACAUACCAAGCAUAUGGAGUCAGAUCCUCCGCUAGCAUAAAUUGGUAUUGGUGGAGGUACUCUCACUGAGGAUCUGGUUUUUCUUUUCUUUUGCCUUUCUUUUUUUUAAAUGUGAUUCCUUAACUCCAGUGAUUUUAUCUCUCUUUUUCUUCUUCCUCUUGCUGUAAUAAUCAUUGUGGAAUAAAGACUACAGACAGACAAACAACCCCAACCCCACUUUUUUUUUUUUUGUAAUCUGUGUUGUAAGUGCUUUUGUAAAAAAUAAAAAAUAAAAAUAAUAAUAAUGUAAUGGACUUUUAUGAUUUUUUUGGUUUUUUGUUUUCCAUCCUUUGUAAUUUGUUUGUUUGGGGUCCAGGGGGGCAUUUUCAUGGUUAUAAUUUGUGUGGGUGGGGUGUUGCAUCACCCCUCCUUUUACUUGUAUAAAAACCAAUAGUGGCUCAGCUGUGGAAAAAAAAAUGUACUUUUUUAU
Molecule: messenger RNA, 7852 nt
Organism: Chroicocephalus ridibundus (black-headed gull)
Lineage: Eukaryota; Metazoa; Chordata; Aves; Charadriiformes; Laridae
Product: nectin-1-like
Exons: 6
Coding region: 352-1899 (515 amino acids)
Biological process (GO): homophilic cell-cell adhesion; protein localization to cell junction; heterophilic cell-cell adhesion
Cellular component (GO): adherens junction
Source: RefSeq, a predicted model, not a curated record